AUGGCCGGGACGGCGGUGGCCGAGACCCGAGCUUCGACCGCGACGGUGGAAAGGGUGCGGGGAAGUCGGCGUGCAGAACAAAUCCAGAAGUACCUUGCGAAACGCGGAGUCCGGAAGCAGUCCGGGAUCAGCCGGCCGAAGCUCUUGGCAGUGGUGGUGCACGACUUUCGGGCUUUCAAACCUAUUGGGUAUCGCCGAGGCACCUUCGCCUCAAUGCAGGGCGCCGGCGGCGACUGGUUCUGGGCCUCAGCGCAGGGGCCAGGGCCAGUGCGGAUUCCGGAAGGAUGCUUGAGAUUUGUAGUGAGUUUCCUCGCGGAGAAGCAGCUGCUGGUGCGUGCCAAGAUGUUGCAAACACGGUCGACGCGCUUUGGCAACAAACGCAAUGAACAGCAGACCGAGCUGGAGGUCUUCGGGCCGCCGAAGACGCGCUCGACCAGCGGCAUCGAUUUUGACAAAUACGAUGCCAUCCCAGUCCAGGUUUCGGGCGAGAACAGCACGGACGUGAAACCAAUCGUCCGCUUUUCCGAGGCCAAGCUGGUUGACUCCUUGUUCGACAACCUCCGGCGAUGUGGGUACGAUCGCCCGACCCCUGUGCAGAAGUACUCCAUACCCAUUGUCCUGUCGGGGCGCGACCUGAUGGCCUGUGCGCAAACCGGCUCAGGAAAGACCUGCGCCUUCAUGGUGCCGUGUCUUGAAUCGCUACUCCGGUCUGGACCGCCGCAGCAGAGCAGGCCGCGUCUUUGUGUUGAAUUGUGGGCAGUCGAACUCCUGUGCUUCGGACAUCUAGCUUCAGGCCUCAGGCACUUUCGGCGUUCUCCUUCGGGGUCAUGUGGAGCCUGGAGUUCAUCUUGA
Molecule: messenger RNA, 852 nt
Organism: Symbiodinium natans
Lineage: Eukaryota; Dinophyceae; Suessiales; Symbiodiniaceae
Source: the annotation of a GenBank genome assembly